CUCAAAGUAAAUCGGUAAACUGACCGUGUUCGGUCACGUUCGAUGCAAAUUCCUGGAACAUAAAAAGACACUUGGAUGCCAUCUUACGUAUAAAGCCCACAGACAGUUUAGACAAGCAGCAAGUUCAUCUAGAGACGGCGAAAAGGGGCCAAUUUGGGCAAGACACUCUCGCAGCUGCCCGCCAUGAACCGGCCGUCGAGAACGGAGGACGAUCUCGAGCAUCCAACGUGGAACCAGAACCCGCCGUUUCUAGCCGCGGAUCUGACCACUCGGCAAGACCUCAAUGGCAUUGCCAACGCCCGUGAACACCGCCAUGGAUGCUCCGGUACUGGUAACGAGCUGGACCUCCUCAACGACGAGAAACAUAGCAAUGAUGUGAGGGUUUGCGCCUCGGACAAUGACUCCUUCGCCGCCCUUCCCCCUGCAAUGAGCGGUGUCUCCCGUCCGCUCAUUGCUCCCAAGACGGUGCUUGGUGGUGAAGGCCAAGCCUGUCUCUCCCGUCGCCGAAUCCGACCCCCUGAGGGUUGGGUUGGCUGGAUCACGUCGGUCAUCGUGGUCUCGACGUUGAUCAAUGCUGCCGGUAGCUCACUCCCGGCCCUGUUUGCUGGCGCUAUCAAGCCGGCGGCGCGGAACGUGACCAACAAAGUCGAAACUCCCCUACGGCGCCUCGCCACGCGUCAGGAUACCUGCGCUGGCAGUGUAGCCGGCGCAGCAGAUUACAACACGCCCCUUCACGUCGGUGCGUUGCUCAUCAUCCUAGCCGUCUCCAGUCUGGCCUGCGGGACCCCUAUGCUCGCCGCCAAGUUCCCCAUCCUCCGCAUCCCUGAACCCUUCUUCUUCGGCGUCCGCCAUUUCGGCACCGGCGUCCUGCUCGCCACCGCGUUCGUGCACCUCCUCCCGACCGCCUUCAUCUCGCUCGGCAACUCCUGCCUCUCGAGCUUCUGGACCACCGACUACCCGGCCAUGCCGGGCGCCAUUGCACUCGUUGGCAUCUUUUUCGUCAGCGUCAUCGAGAUGGUCUUUAGUCCCGCGCGCAACUUCAUACCCCGCGUUGCGCCGACAGGGGGCGAGUCCUGCCUCGCUGAGGGGCCAGGGACAGGGGCAGGCACGCAAGCCGCCCUCCCAGCUGCGAUGGGAGGCGGACACUGCAGCCACGCAGCUGUUGUCGCAGCCAUCACACGUUCCCCGACUACUAUCCGCCCUGCCGGCGUCGAUCCGGCCUCGCUGCUGCGGGAUGCGGGAGCCGCUGACCCUCCUACUAAGAACCACCAACAACCUACGCGCUCCAAGGAAGUCCGGGACGUGGAGUCUCAGGGAGGAGGGGGGGCGCUCACUCCGGAACAGGUCCACAAGAAGAGUAUUCUGCAAUGCAUGCUACUGGAAGUGGGGAUUCUGUUCCACAGCGUCUUUAUCGGCAUGGCCCUGAGCGUAUCCAUCGGGAGCGACUUUGUUGUCCUGCUGAUCGCCAUUGCCUUUCACCAAACCUUCGAAGGACUUGCCCUGGGCGCGCGCAUCGCCUCCAUCUCCUGGCCCAAAAAGACCCUCCAGCCCUGGCUGAUGGUUCUCGCGUACGGAUGCACAACGCCAAUAGGCCAAGCCAUCGGCCUGGCGACGCACACCCUCUACAGCCCGGACUCGGAGUUCGGCCUCAUCCUGGUCGGCACCAUGAAUGCCGUGUCGUCCGGGCUGCUGGUGUUUGCCGCCCUGAUCGAGCUGCUUGCCGAGGACUUCCUGAGCGACCACAGCUGGCGCGUCCUGCGGGGCAGGAAGAGGGUGGCGGCUUGCUUCCUGGUGUUGCUAGGGGCCUUGUGUAUGAGCCUUGUUGGAGCGUGGGCUUAGAACGAUAUAUAUCUAGAUGCCUCUCCUUGCUGUACCAAGUAAGGAAGGAAAGGGUACUCCUGAGUUCGUGCGGGUAUCGAUCGAGGCUUUUGUUUACUUUCGAGCCGAGUUUGGAGGGCGGAUCUCAGGGGCAUAUUCCGGAUGACAUCAUGCUCCAACGGGCGCAUAUACUAGUGGAUGGGAGAUGAGUGGCAUUGGGAUUGACCUUGGCAAGAUAACUGGUAAACGUCCAGGGCUAUGCAAUCUUUCAUCAGAAAUCUGCUCUCCCAAGAUUUCAAUACCCGUUAGGAAGAACAAAUGUUGAUGUUUGCAUGUGUUAC
Chaetomium strumarium is the source of this 2159-nucleotide messenger RNA. Its product is annotated as ZIP zinc transporter-domain-containing protein. The record is from RefSeq and is a predicted model, not a curated record. Gene Ontology annotation, cellular component: plasma membrane. Bases 184 to 1839 code for a protein of 551 amino acids. Gene Ontology annotation, molecular function: zinc ion transmembrane transporter activity. NCBI's taxonomy places the organism in Eukaryota, Fungi, Ascomycota, Sordariomycetes, Sordariales, Chaetomiaceae. Gene Ontology annotation, biological process: zinc ion transmembrane transport. The transcript has 5 exons.